Molecule: messenger RNA, 876 nt
Organism: Amorphotheca resinae ATCC 22711
Lineage: Eukaryota; Fungi; Ascomycota; Leotiomycetes; Helotiales; Amorphothecaceae
Exons: 2
Coding region: 1-876 (291 amino acids)
Molecular function (GO): oxidoreductase activity
Source: RefSeq, a predicted model, not a curated record
AUGGUCUCUUGUCUCUCUCCAACCCGCGAGCUCCGCACAUUGGCACAAUGCCCCCAGCUAGCCAUCUCAGAAGCUGAAGAUGACCCCGAGAUCAGAGCCAAAUACCGCCCUUUUUUGCUGGAUGCGGAGGUCGAGGCCACGGAUUGGAUCUCUCAACUGGAAUUAGAGACGGCCAUUACCAUGGCUGAGGAGAACUUGGCGCGGACCAAGUCAAGGCUAAAAGUUCUGGUGCUUUAUGGAAGCUUACGCAAACGCUCCUACUCCAAACUCAUGGCCUUCGAGGCCUCCCGUAUCCUUCACCGUCUUGGCUGCGACGUCCGAAUCUUCAAUCCGAGCGAACUCCCUAUCCGCGACUCGGUCGAAGCCUCGCACCCCGCAGUUGAAGAACUCCGCGCUCUCUCUCUCUGGUCCGACGGGCACGUCUGGUGUUCACCCGAACAACACGGAAACCUCACCGCCGUCUUCAAAAACCAAAUAGACUGGAUUCCCCUAUCCACCGGUUCGGUCCGCCCGACACAGGGUCGCACGCUAUCUAUAAUCCAGGUCAAUGGUGGGAGCCAGAGCUUCAAUGCUGUCAAUAGUUUGAGGAUACUGGGGAGGUGGAUGAGGAUGUUCACUAUCCCGAAUCAGAGUAGCCUGCCAACCGCCUGGAAGCAAUUCGAGGAUGAGGGGGGAGAUGGCAGUGGGAAGGCGAGGUUGUUGCCUAGUGGGAAUAGGGAUAGGUUGGUGGAUUGCAUGGAGGAGUUUGUCAAAUAUACGAUUAUUAUGCGGCCACAUUUCGAGCUGUUCGGGGAUCGGUUCAGUGAGAGGAAGGAAGCGCUCGAGAAGAAGAUGAGGAAUCUGAGUGUUAAGAAAGAUAUUGUAGACAAAAUAUAG